Messenger RNA from Sitophilus oryzae (rice weevil), 1159 nucleotides. Its product is annotated as ribonuclease H1-like. The transcript has 5 exons. The record is from RefSeq and is a predicted model, not a curated record. Gene Ontology annotation, biological process: DNA replication, removal of RNA primer. Lineage: Eukaryota; Metazoa; Arthropoda; Insecta; Coleoptera; Curculionidae. The coding region runs from base 139 to 963 and encodes 274 amino acids. Gene Ontology annotation, molecular function: RNA-DNA hybrid ribonuclease activity; nucleic acid binding.
GAAAGUAUUCUAACCUAAGAAAUACAAUGGUCGUCUUCUAAAAGUUUAUUUUUCUUUAUUAUUUAUCACCUUUAAUUUACAAUCAAGAUAAAUGCAUUUCAAAUUCCCCAAAAGUGCACGUAUUUUUUAUCUUUCCAAAUGAUUAGAUCUGUUCAACUUAUCAUCAGACACAAUAUUAAUAGCAUUGCGAUAGCUCAUUGUAUCACCAAUAUAUUUCCAAUAUUUUUGACCAGGAUGGCGAAUACUUUAACCAGUCAGGUAAAGCAUCUUCUGGACAGGCUUAAUACUGCCGAACAACAAGCCAGUGCCCUUCAGAUUGAGAUUAAAGAUAUUAAGUCUGAAAUAAAUACUUUGAGAGAUGCAGCUUCCAUGAUGAUUGAUGCCGACGAUCUAUUAAAUUGUAGUACGUUUUCAGCAAAGAGACGAAAAAGUGACUCAACAGACUCACCUAUGUCUGAUGCCGGUUUUAGUAAAAGACCCAAAGGAAAUCUCCCUAAAGAAAAUGACUAUGUUGUAGUCUACACUGAUGGGGCCUGUGAAAAUAAUGGCAAAACUAAAGCCAGAGCUGGCAUAGGAGUGUGGUUUGGUGAUGAUCAUUCUUUGAAUAUAUCAAAACCUGUGCAGGGUAGGGCUACAAAUAAUACGGCUGAAAUUCAAGCAGCCUGUGCGGCUUUAAAAUUAAUUAACGAAUUAGGACAUAAAAAGGUGAAACUUUAUACAGAUUCAGAAUUUACAAUAAACUGUAUCACGAAAUGGAUGAAGAACUGGAAACGCAAUGGAUGGAAACUAUCCAGUGGAGGGAUGGUGAAAAAUAAAGAAGACCUAGUAAUUUUGGAUAAUUUGUGUCAAAAAUUUGAACAUGUCGACUGGAAACAUUGUCGUGGUCAUGCUGGAGUGAAAGGUAACGAAGAAGCUGACAAGCUGGCCAGGUGUGGGGCUCAAAGGUACAAAGCACCGUUAUAAGUGACUUGAGUAUUUUUAUAGGAGAUAGAAAAAUAUAUUUAUUAUUUGUGCUCAAACUUUUUAUUAGAUGUAAUGAAAUUAUGCCUUUUAUGUGAUGUGAUUUAAAAUGAAACAAUGAAUUUUACAAAACUAUUUAUUUGAUUUUAAUACUUGUGGUUUAUAUAUAUAAUUUAUAUAUUAAAUAUAUUAAGCAUUA